Messenger RNA from Acipenser ruthenus (sterlet), 3680 nucleotides. RefSeq names its product PAT1 homolog 2 (gene patl2). Gene Ontology annotation, cellular component: P-body. Gene Ontology annotation, biological process: deadenylation-dependent decapping of nuclear-transcribed mRNA; P-body assembly. The record is from RefSeq and is a predicted model, not a curated record. The coding region runs from base 113 to 2407 and encodes 764 amino acids. Gene Ontology annotation, molecular function: RNA binding. The transcript has 19 exons. NCBI's taxonomy places the organism in Eukaryota, Metazoa, Chordata, Actinopteri, Acipenseriformes, Acipenseridae.
GGGAAUGUUAAAUGGCGAGACGGGAGCGAGCGCCUAACACACAGACAGCAAAGCGAAGCAAACGAGCGCUUCAAAAACAAACAAAAAAAAAACCUUUUGUGAAGAUUAAACCAUGAAUAACGCGUCUGACCCUCCCGAGGGUGAGCAGCCCUCCCUGCUGGCCGGGCAGGGCAGUGUCUGGGGGGUGAAUGAUGAAGAUGACGACUCCCCUCUGCUCCAGGAGAUGGCCGAGGAAGACGAGGAGAUCGAUCUGUACAACGAGGAGACCUUCGGACUGGAUAUUGAAUCAGUGGGAGAUGAGGAAGACCCCACAGAUUUAUUUCUCUUCUGCGGAGAAUUCACCAAAAAUUCAAAAACGCAGCCCCCCAGCUCCCCCCCUCAAAAAGAGGAGACCCCAACUGAACCGAAGCCAGAAGAACCACAGGCCCCGGCCGAGCCUGAGACCGCAGUGACCGAGCCUCCGCAGCCUCAAACACCCGAACCUGGGUCCACCAUCUCGCUCAAGCCCCAGGCUUCACUCUUCACAGCAGGCCACAAGGAUUACAGAGGAGCCAGGAGACGGGAAUUUGGGAAAAGAGUGGAAUUCCAGGAUCCAGCUGUCAUUCGGACCAUUGAAGGCCGACCGACUUUAGAGAGUUUGGACAGCGCUAUAGUGGACAGUGGGAUUAGCUCGAUUUGGGAUGAUAUGGAUAUUGAGAAUGAUCAGACGGUCACCGAUUCUGGACUCUGGAUCCCGCCCCACUUCAGCAACCGAAAUCAAACCCCCUGUCCCGUACUGGAGGACAAUGCUGUCUUGAGGGUGAUUGACAGGUCAGCAGACCACAGGAUCCUGCCCACCACCCUUGACUUCCUGUCGUCUCCCAUGUCACGCCGUUACCCAGCAUCCCCUGUUUCGAACGGCGAUCAGUCGAGUCACAUGACACCCAGGCCGUUUGGUUCAAGAUACCUGCAACAGAUGCAGCAAAGUCCCAUGAUGCCUCGGUCCCCACUGUGUCCCAUGCGACCUUUCACCUCUAGGUUUGGGCAGCCCAGUCGCUUCCUCUCCCCCUUCCACCCCUCCUCCCCCAAUAUCAGCACCCCCACUCGACCUCUGACCCCCAAGAUGCUCCAGAUGCGUUUUGGCCCCCGGUCCCCAGCGCCUGGCUCCUCCCCCUUUUUCAGCCCGCCGGCCAAUCCGAUGCGGUUCAGGUUACCAGGUCAUGUGACUCAGCUCCACCCCCAGCACAGAAGGAUUCUCAACCAGAGACAGCAGAGAACACAGAGCUCCCUGAGGAAGCCCGCCCGCCUGGACCCCUACUCCAGCAUCAUGUCCCAGAAGGAGAAGGACUGGGUGAUCCGACUGCAGAUGAUUCAGCUGCAGAGUGAGAACCCUCACCUGGACGAUUAUUACUAUCAGGCAUACUACCAUAAGCUGGAGCGAAAGCUGGCGGAGGAGGAGAUGUUGGGGGACCGGACGAAGAGGGAGCCCCCCAAACUCAUCACCCCCUACGUGCAGAAAGCAGAGACAUACGAGUCAGUGGUGCACAUCGAGGGCUCGCUGGGUCAGGUUGCAGUGUCGACGUGUUUCUCUCCUCGUAGAGCCAUCGACGCCGUCCACGCACACUCGCCAGACGAGGAGAACAAGGAUUUGGGUCACCAAAAAUUAGCUAUCCUGAACACCAUUGAAAAAAUGUACAUGAUCUUGCUGGAUGUGGAGGAGGCUGACAGGAAGCAGUCUGUGUUCCCCGAGGAGAAUCGUUCUCGCUUCAAGGACCAGCGGCAACGCAAAGUGCACCUGCUGUUCCGCAUGCUGAAGGAGGGGCAGCUCGACACAGACAAAUUGACAGGCAACUUCCUGCCCUUCCUGUUGGUGCCCAAAGGCAAGCGUCUGGUGGCCAGACUCCUCCCCUUCCUGUCCCACGACGCUGCGUUGGAGAUUCUCACCGCCGUGUCAAAUGAGCUUCCUCUGCUCAUGACCAGGGACACCAGCCCAGACGAGUCCCUCCCGGUGCUGUACCCGCCUCUCUGCGUUGUGAUUGGUGGACUCUCCUUCACUCAGCUGAUUCGGGUCCUUCGGGGGUUUACUGCUGCGCUGCCUGACUCGAAAGACACACGGCUGUGUCUGGCCUGCCAGAACAAGUUUGGGAUCUCGUUCCUGUACGCCCUGCUGAGUCAGGGGGAGAGACUGCUGUCUUCAGAGACCCCAAUGGAGCCCAGUAUCGGAGACUUUGAGAGCUGGACCGACAUAGUGUUCCUAGUUGCUAAGCAACUCUCCCAGAUGUCUCGCUCCUCAUUGGUCGAGCCCCUCCUGCUGCCGUCCAAUCUGCUGUCUCUGUUCUGCCGCUACCUGGACAAGCAGACUGUCCACCAGCUUGAAGACAACAUGGAGCGAUCAGGAGCAGCGUGUUGUCCAGCCAUCUCUUCUUAACACCUGAAAAAAAGGAAUGGGAAUUCAACAUUGCUGUUCCUUGAGGAAGAACUAAUCAGUUAUGGGAAGGUUUGAGAGGAGAAGUCAGGGCUGGUAAUCAGACUCCUAUUGCACAGCAGUGUGAUCCAUUCCAGGCUUUACUCCCAGCUUGAUCAGCCCCCAGUGUGUCUAGCUAACAAGCUCGGGUGUGUCUUAUUAUUAAACUCCUAUUGAAACCAGGAAUGGAUCACACUGCUGUGCAGCGGGAGUCUGAUUCCCAGCCCUGUUGUGAUAGGAUUUAAAUUAGGUGAAGAGAAAAAUAUACUGUUUUUUUUUUUUUUUUUUUUUUUCAUUUAAAUCAUGGAUUGUUAAUUUCAAAACGGAGGGAGGUAGAUUUGAGAGUAAUUGGAUUAUGCAGAAAAUAUCAAUAUACUAAAUACAUAAGAUUAGAACUGUCUUGUUUUUUCAUAUUUAUGCCUGCCUCCCUCUGCCAUUUUUGUGAAAUAUUGCACUCUGUAAAGACUUUAAUUGAAUUUAUUAAUUUUGUAACGGACACAGCACUGGCGGAAAUUAUGGAAACACUUCUAAAAACAAGUAUCAAGUCUUUUGCAAGAUGAUCAUUCAAUUCAGUCUCAUGAUAUUAACGUAGCGACUGGACUCAACUGGCUCUGUAAAUUUUCUUCAUGAAAGCUAAGUAAGGUUUAGAUUAAGUGUUUCAAUAAUUACCAACAGUGCUAUACCCGUUCACAGGGAUGGGAUUCAGACUCCCGCUGCACAGCAGUGUGAUCCAGUCCUGGUUUCACUAGGAGUUUAAUAACACACCUGAGCUUGUUAGCUAGACACACUGGGGGGCUGAUCAAGCUGGUAGUAAAACCUGGAAUGGGUGACACUGCUGUGUGAGUCUGAGUCCCAUUCCUGUGCAUAAAUGUGUGUUAAAUUUUGAGCUAAACAACUUUUUAGUAUUUUUUGAAGUACUCUGACUUGAGUUUCAAAUACAGGGUGGAAAAGAUACUGCAAUUCUAUAAGUGAAGUCAAUUGUGUACAGUAGGGUUAUGGUGAGUGGGAAAGCUUAAUUUAAUUUAUAUUUAUUAUUAUUAUUUAUUAUAAUGGCUGUCAAUUGAUUUUUUUUUUUUUUGCUGAUUUGUUAUAAUUUACCAUUUAGUUUCUCUCUGUUAAGUGGACAACUAUUAAACAUUCUACAUGUAUGUAUUUUUGCACACUCUCAACUUUGUACAGCACUUGCAAUAAAAAAAAUAAAAUAUAAUAAAAAAUACUUGAAAUCGGUUUAUCCGAG